AUGAAUACCGAGUAUCUCACUAUUGACGAAAGACGUGCUCUUGAGGGCGAAAUCGUUCGUAAAUGCCUCGCUCGCACCGAAAAACAGUGUUCCUUUGUCGAGCAUCGGAACUACAAGAUUGUAUACCGGCGCUAUGCAUCACUAUUCUUCUUGGUUGGAGUUGACAAUGAAGAAAAUGAGCUUUCUAUUCUGGAAUUCAUACACCUUUUAGUUGAAACCAUGGAUCGCCAUUCUGGCAAUAUGUGCAAUAUGUGCGAGCUGGACAUCAUGUUCCAUCUAGAGAAAGCACAUUUCAUGCUGGAGGAAAUGGUCAUGAAUGGGUGUAUUGUUGAGACAAGCAAGGCUAACAUUCUCUCUCCUCCGACACCGAGCCCUUAA
Messenger RNA from Camellia sinensis, 378 nucleotides. The record is from RefSeq and is a predicted model, not a curated record. Lineage: Eukaryota; Viridiplantae; Streptophyta; Magnoliopsida; Ericales; Theaceae.